AUGUCCAGAGCCCCUCCCUUCCCUACUCGACGUGCGCGCUCUCCUUCACUAACAAAUGGGAACUCCCAGCAAUCAUCUACAAAGCCGCUGCAGAUUGGCCGGCUACCGUCACGGCCGACCACACCUAGUAACGGGUCGAGCCAUUAUGUCAAAGGACCAACUGGUUCGCCUAAUAGUAAUAGCUCCGGACCUUCGCGCCCUCAAAGGUCAGAGUUCAGAAGUCGACAAUCAGGGGUGUCCGACGUGCCCUCGGACUACUCUCGCGACUAUUACAGAGACAGCAUGAGCACCACACGAUCCGAUGUCUCAACACCACACCGGCCUCGUCCAGGCACAUCGACGAGCAACACGCCAGGUGGCCCGCGGCCACCACCUCCCCGGAGUGCAAGAGGCCUAACAGAAGAUGAAACAACUUCACCGACGUUGGCCUCGGCCAUCUCUGCAUUCCAGUUUGCAGGCGUGCGCAAACGCGCCAUGACGAAUGGGAGCGAUGAUUUAAACUACGAGAGGGAACGGCAGCAAGAAAUUGAGGAGGACAAGGCAAGGCAAAAACGAAUACGAGAUAAGAUGCCUGGUCGGCAGCCGACCAGUGCUCGGACUGGAGAGAUAGACGCUGUGUUGGAUCAAGUAGAGGGUGGCUGGGAGCUCACGGACUUUAACACCGUCGACCUUGCUUUGCAACUUCUGGACGAUACUAAUGUCGGAAAAGAUAUAGAAUCGUUUCGCAGAACGAAACAUAUGCUUGCAAAAGCCCUAAAGGGCUCCGUGGAUAAGCAUUACAAGCAAUUCGCCGACUCUCUACCACAUCACGCAGCGCUCCUCACGCACCUUACCGCAACCCAGUCGCAGAUAAAAGAGACCCGAACGUUGCUGCAAGAGGCCAAGGAGUCGUUGGGCAACAAGCGAUCUGACCUAGUACAACUAUGGUCUAGGGGUCAGACCUUAGAGGAGAUGAUGCGUCUUCUUGAUCAAAUUGAACACCUGAAGGCUGUUCCCGAUCUCCUGGAAACACUGAUUUCUGAGAAGAGGCUACUUCAAGCAUCUGUUCUCCUUGUUCGAAGCCUAAAGACGAUUAACAAGGCAGACAUGCAAGAAAUCGGGGCUGUCUCCGACCUACGAAGCUACCUGGUUGCACAGGAAACGACGCUGAGGGACAUUCUGGUGGAUGAACUCCACGGGCAUCUGUACCUCAAGUCAUUUUGGUGUGAAUCACGGUGGGCCGCAUACGUCCCAAACCAAGAUGUUCGCCUACCAAAAGUCGAGUUCGACGAAGAUCCGGACAAUACUUCCCCUCUUGGAACACAGGCAGACGCGGCAGCCCCUGGCCCCUCGCGCAUGCGAAGAUAUCUCAAUGACCUUGCCACACGGCCAAACGACCCUCCACUGGACAUUAACGAACCCAAUAUCCGCGGCGCUCGCACCUCGGCUUCAUUGUCCACGAUGGCCAACCUCGUUCCUGGUGUCGUCUCCCAAUCCUCACAAACUAAUCCCGAGGCCGACUCAUUUAUAUACAUGGAAACUGUGAUGGAAUCCCUAGCUGUCCUGGGGAAACUUGGGAAUGCACUUGACAAUGUUGCCCAGCGGCUACCGACGGAGGUGUAUUCGCUCGUGGAAGCUACUUUAGACGAAGUCGGCGAACGAGCGGAAUUCGGGCGUCGUCUUUCCAUGCAGGUGAUACCAGCUUCCAGCAUCGCCCAGGCCGACGGGGUAUAUCUCCUCUCGAAUGCUUUAUCAGGAGUCGAUUCCGUGCUGAAUACAGGUUCCGUCGUGGACGCGUCUGCACUGAGGCUAGCGGGUCUAGAGUCGUCUGCGCGUCAAUUAGACCACGAAAUCUUGAAAGACUUCUUUUGGACUGUCUACUCUAAAUUACAUGCUGUAGCGCAAGGAUUAAGGGUUGUCUACGAGGUUGCCAACAGGAUUGGGUCGCGGCGGGACUUUAAGGAUGCCUCGGGUGCAAAGGCUGGGUCGCUAUUUCCUUUGUCUGAGAUAUGGACGGCCGUACAAUCAGAGGUACGGACGUUGAUUUCAGACUACAUCACGGACGAGGAGCAGGGCACAACAUCCGGGCGCAAUCCUGUCUCUUCCAUCAACGAGAUACUCCGUGAUGGGAGGUUCACCCGGGACAAAACUAAGACUAUUUUUCGCUUUGUCGACACAGAUGUGAAGUCGACCAUCAAAACACUAAAACCAUACGAAGAUGGUUUGAUGGCAACGAUUAAAGACACCAUGCCAGGACUUGUUCAGGGCUCGGCGGAUAAUCCUACGCAGUCCAUGGUUUCCAAUGUUGGCUCGGAUGAACGAUUGCUAGGGACAGGGCAGCGUCACAGAAUCCUUAUCCAUCCGGAUGCAUUUCACGUCACUAUUCUUUUCCGUCCUACUCUUUGCUUCUUGGAUCGCGUAGCUGAGGUUCUACCAUUCGGCGCGGAAGCCUCAAGAGCGUCGAGUGAAGUUUUAGAUGACUUCGUACUUAAAGUCUAUCUGCCCCAGCUAGAAGAAAAAGUCUCGAACUUAUUCCAUCAAAUCGUCAUUGGACCCGAAGCCUUCCAGCCUGACCCUUUCUCCGCACGUUUGUCGAACGAGCCACUUCUGAAGGCCAGCGUGCAGCUCAUGGCACUCAUCAAUUCACUAUGUACCAUGCUGCAAACUUCUCCAUUCCACCGUGAAAAUUAUACGCGUCUCAUCCUCGGCGUCAUCAUCCAGUUCUAUCAACGGUGUAGCGACCGCUUCCAGGACUUAGUUUCUGUAGCACCUCCUAUGGAAAUGCAACUAGAGCCGAAGCUUGCGCUGGCUGCCCAAUGGGCCCAACGAUCCGAGCUGGCUCCGUGUUUAAAUGAUUUAGUCCAAUGCUUAGACCUGGAGAAGAAAAAUCAACUAUGUCGACAAGAGAUAAAAUUGGAACUGGGAUUCUUGGGAAGAGCUGAUAUAUCUCAAGAUGACCUGAUACCUUCCCUCAGGAAUGUUGCAUCGUUAUGCACAUUGCACCGAAGUGUUAUGUGGUUUGGCACCGCUCUUACUGCGCUGAAAGCGAAAACUGAGGGUGCCCCGAUGUCCCCUCAGAAUUUGGAGCCAUUGAGUGCUAUGACUCCUUUCACGCCACUGCUGCCUGUGCUGCCACCGAUCUCGUCGGAUGAUAGCUUGAAGCUAGCGUUAUCAAAGGAAAUGGCAUUACGAUUCCAAGCUUUACUCAAGACGUAUGAACAACUUGCAGAGCUCGUUCUCUACACCAUACGUAUUGACAUACGGUGUCGCGUCAUACAUCACCUCAGCGCAGCGUUCCAGAAUGGGAAUUACGACUUGGAACGUGAAUCUACGCAACCCGAUUCUAAUAUUGCCAAACUGAACGCCGAACUAACACAAUUCGAGGAGAUGGUAUCCUCUCGACUAUCUAAGGAGGCUCACAAUUUCGUAUUCUCCGGUCUGAGCUCUCUGUUGGAGCAUCUUCUAGUUUCCAACGCACGUUACUUACGGAAGGUUAACUCAUUCGGCAUCAAGAAAAUAUUGCGAAACAUACAAGCUCUGCAGCAGAAUAUCAAGGCUAUAACGUUUGAUGGCCAAGUCGUUGAUUUCAGUCGACCCAAGCAAUACUAUUCCUUGUUCAACAUAUCCCCACAGGACAUGCUUGAGGGCAUUCGGCAUAAAGCCGUAUUCAGCUUCGAAGAGUACCAGACAAUGUUGAACCUCCAAUGUGGAGUUGUGACCGCAGAUGGGGAGGCCGGCAUUGCCAGGGCCCUCGAUAGGAAUUAUGGCAUGUAUAUGAUUGAGUUACACGGGCUAGAGAUCGGAUCAUGA
Pleurotus ostreatus (oyster mushroom) is the source of this 3789-nucleotide messenger RNA. RefSeq lists its product as uncharacterized. The transcript is spliced from 18 exons. Lineage: Eukaryota; Fungi; Basidiomycota; Agaricomycetes; Agaricales; Pleurotaceae. The coding region runs from base 1 to 3789 and encodes 1262 amino acids. The record is from RefSeq and is a predicted model, not a curated record. Gene Ontology annotation, cellular component: exocyst. Gene Ontology annotation, biological process: exocytosis; Golgi to plasma membrane transport.